This is a messenger RNA of Dendronephthya gigantea, 1203 nucleotides long. Its product is annotated as tubulinyl-Tyr carboxypeptidase 1-like. The transcript has a single exon. The record is from RefSeq and is a predicted model, not a curated record. Lineage: Eukaryota; Metazoa; Cnidaria; Anthozoa; Malacalcyonacea; Nephtheidae. Gene Ontology annotation, biological process: regulation of angiogenesis. Gene Ontology annotation, cellular component: cytoplasm. Bases 70 to 1053 code for a protein of 327 amino acids.
AGCAACAACGCUUCGAAGCAUUUUGACUAUUGAUAUUUAAAAGUGGCAAUUGCUGCUAUAUUUUUUGGCAUGAAAUCUUCUCCUACUUCUGUCACAUUUAGAAGCACUGUAAAUUCUGAGAAUGUAUUAAACGAAUCUCGCCGAUCAGUGGAGUUAGAUUCACACAGCGGUGAAGAAUCGUCAACUAGCAAUGAUUCGGAAGAAACAACUACCCGGGACAGACUGUGCGUGGAUAAAAGAGGUAAAGAAAGACCUCCAUUAGGGUUUUAUAUAAACCGAACUGGUUUUCCUAUUAAGGAUUACGUUUGGGAGAGAAUGUGGCAACAUGUACAAAAUGUCCACCCCAAUGGAUUUGGAAUGUCGAUGAAAAUUCGCGGAAAUGUAACUUUGCCCAAAGUGCCUGUUCCAAAUUUACCAAAUUUUACAUAUGGCAUGGAUGUUUCGACGAAGUUAGAACUGAUUCAAAAGUACCUUUCUGAAUUGAAGUACAAUCACACUGGGACUCAAUUCUUUGAGAUACGAAAAGAUAGACCAUUGUGUGGUUUGAUGGAGUCAGCAAAAGAAAUGAUCAGAGAAUCUCUACCAAUCAAAUGUUUAGAGGCGACUAUACUUGCUUUGCAUCUUACGAAUGGAAUAGCUGGUCUACAAAGAUUUACAAUUGGUUUCAAGACUCAAACUAACACAACCUGGUUAAGUCAUGUUGUUUUGGGCUUGUACUAUAAUGGGAAAUUUGGAGCUCUUGGCUUGAGUCGUAGAGAUGAUCUCAUGUACAAGGCACUUCAGUUUAAAACUUUACCUGACCUUAUUGAGAAUUAUAAGACAUGUUACAACAAAUAUUUUCAUGUUUUAAAAAGGAUUAAGAUCAGUUAUCCCGUGGCGCAUGAUCCGCAUAGCUGUGAACGAAUAAACUGGAAAUAUUUGACAAUCAGUGUGGACAAAGUGGCUAAAGAGAAGAGAGUAGCAAUGCUGGAAAGAUAUUCACGAGAGUUGAAGACUAUGUCUCUUGGUUUUAGUAAUAGUCCACAGUUUGCUAAUGGAAAAGAAUUCUUGUAGAUGUCUGAAAAUUGAUUAGCUAUUUAAUUUAAUAGCACCCUUACUGAAUGUAAUAAUAUAUUUAUAUGAGAAUUCUGUAUGAAGAAAACUAGAACUUUGAUAAAAUAAACUGAAAUAUAUAUUACACCCAGACAUGUGUGGUAUCCUGAU